Messenger RNA from Haliotis rubra (blacklip abalone), 2690 nucleotides. Its product is annotated as heme-binding protein 2-like. NCBI's taxonomy places the organism in Eukaryota, Metazoa, Mollusca, Gastropoda, Lepetellida, Haliotidae. The record is from RefSeq and is a predicted model, not a curated record. The transcript has 5 exons. Bases 86 to 673 code for a protein of 195 amino acids.
UUGCCUCACGUGUCCCAACUGUCUGUGCCUCGCUGCACAAGAAGACCACCGAACACAAUUUGCUUCUUUCAUCAAAUUUAGCAACAUGAGUGGCAUAUUCACAGCAGUAAAGUCCGCCUUUACAUCCAAAGGACUAGAAACCCCAAAGUACAAGGUUAACGAGGAUGCCAAACAUGAGGGUUUCGAGGAGCGUCGCUACGAGGCGUGCAAGUGGGUGAGCACCAAGGUAAUGGCUAUGUCGUACAAAGAUGGCGUGAGCGCAGGUUUCUGGAGGCUCUUCAAAUACAUCAGUGGAGAGAAUGAACCAAAACAGAAGGUGGAAAUGACAGCGCCAGUGGCCACCCAGGUUGUGCCGGGGGCGGGUCCCAACUGUGAGAACACCUUCACCGUCUCCUUCUACAUCCCCCCGGAGCACCAGGCUGACCCCCCAAAACCCACAAACCCAGAGGUCUUCAUCAGCGACUGGCCGGAGAUUAACCUGGCAGUCAAAUCUUUCAGCGGUUUUGCAAAGGAGAGUGACUGGAUUAGCAAAGGGAGAGAACUGGCUGAAGAUGUUGAGAAAACCGACCUGAAGAACAAGUUUGUGAAGGAAUAUUACUUCACAGCUGGUUACGACAGCCCAUUUAAACUCUUCGGACGCCAUAAUGAAGUGUGGUUCCAACUGGAGGACUGAACAUGGACUAGGUGGAGGCGAACUCUCCUUAUACUGCCAUUGAAAUUAGCAUUAGUCAGUGUGAUGGGACUCUUAUAGAGUGAGAGGGAGACAUUAAGGUGUGUAGAACAUUCAGAAGGGAGUGAGAGAUAUAGAUGUGUGUGUGUGUGUGUGCGUGCGUCUGCGUGCGUGCGUGCGUUCGUGCAUGCAUGUGUAUUUGUCAGACGGUGACGAAAAUGCAUUUAAACAUAUGAGUGAGAGUGCUUGAGAACUGAAAGUGACACUGAGAUGUAAUACAGAGGAGAGCCAUUGAAUGUCUGCUAGUACUGUAGCAGCCAUAUAGUAACUGAAAGAGUGGCACUGAGUGACACUGAGAAGUGUGGGAGUAAAACAGUGAUAUUCCUCAUUGCCUCUGCUGUGUAGUCUAUCAGUAUCACAUGGGGCCAAAACAUCUUCCAUGUCUUGUCAGUACUGCUGUCUAAAUUCACUUGUUGAAUUAGGAAGUGUGCAGCAUUCUUAUAUAAAAUACCAGACCCACCUCUGCUGAUGAUCAAAAAGAAAGGUGCGGCCUCCACCUGCUGAUACCAUAUUAAGAGUUGACAUACUUGUUAAACAUUGCAAUAUUGUAAUCCUCAAAGUGAAACAAGACCUUGUUUAACAUCUGUUAUAUUUGUGAUUACACUUUCUAAGUAAAGCACAGAUUUUAGUCGGGUUGAUUCCCAUCCGGGAUUCAAACCCACACCCUCAGAGUCAGGCAUCUUAUCGCCAGCACACGAAGUGAGACGCCUGACCCAUGCAGCCAUGGUAGUCGUGGUGGUUAGGUGUCUCACUUUGUGUGCUGGUGAUUAGGUGCCUGACUUUGAGGGUGUGGGUUCGAAUCCUGGAUGGGACUCAACCCAACAAAAAUAUUAGAAUCUGUACUUUACUGAGAAUGUUACAUUUGACCACUUUCUAAAUGGCACUGUGUAUUCAAGGCCUUGUUUGUUGAAGCUCCUGAGUAUGUGUAGGGUGUAUAUAUAUAUUAUUGUACACCUAGCCCCCAGUGGGUUUGUGGGUUUAUCUCAUGAUUAUGAAAUGUGAAAUUUAAUGCCAUUUAUGAGGGAUUGUCAGUAUAUUAGCUUCAUCUGAUAUUUGUUGUUGAGAACAACGGAAAGUAUAUGUCUGUGGUUUCUUUUGGUUGUAUUAUGUAUUGAAAUAAAGACGUCAACAUGAAAGGUGAAGGACAUGGAUUGUAUGUUCCUAACACCUAAUUAAUAUUUUGCACAUUCUGAUGCAAUUGUAUUUAUUUUUGUGUAUUGCAUUGUCUUGUUGAUUGUAUUGUCCUUUUAUGGAAAAUAUAUGACUACUGAAGGAUGAUUGAAUAACUUAUGAGGAGUGAGUGUACCAUGUGCUUUUUGGGUUACACCCAAAAUGGGCUUCCCACUUUGUUUGUGUAGAAUCGAACCUUGGUGUUCAGCGACAAGUGAACGCUGUAACCAGUAGGCCACACUGGCCUGAGUUGUCAGAGUGAGUGAGUGAGUGAAUGAGUGUGCUUAGUUUUAUGCCGCUUUUAACAAUAUUCGAGCAAUAUCAUGGUGGGGGACCCCAGAAUUGGGCUUCACACAUUGCACCCAUGUGGGGAAUCGAACUCUGGUCUUUGGCAUGAUUGGUGAACGCUUUUACCACUAGGCUAGCCCACCGGUCCCUGUUGUCAGAAUGACAGGCAGUAUUCACAGAGUAUGCCCUUGAAAAUGUGUGCAUGAAUAUGUGAUGUUAGACAAAGUUGUGGCUUAACACACGACCAGGUAGGGCAUGUUCCAACUAUCAGUCAGUAUAGUUUAUUUUUCUCUCUGCACAUUUACCUCGAAUACUGAAAAUUCAAAAUGUUGAUUGGUGUCGUUUUGAUGACAUAUAUUCUUUCAGCAUGUGCAUUUGUCAAACAAUCUCAGUGAACAGUUGUCAUGGUAACUUCACAAUGACAUGUUUUGUGCUCAUUUCUAACUUUUUAUUAAAACUAUUUUGUAUACUUUGUUACCUAUAUAAACAAAAAUACUAUGAA